Macadamia integrifolia is the source of this 2515-nucleotide messenger RNA. Its product is annotated as peroxisomal fatty acid beta-oxidation multifunctional protein AIM1-like. The transcript has 18 exons. The record is from RefSeq and is a predicted model, not a curated record. Gene Ontology annotation, biological process: fatty acid beta-oxidation. The coding region runs from base 124 to 2298 and encodes 724 amino acids. Gene Ontology annotation, molecular function: NAD+ binding; (3S)-3-hydroxyacyl-CoA dehydrogenase (NAD+) activity. Gene Ontology annotation, cellular component: peroxisome. NCBI's taxonomy places the organism in Eukaryota, Viridiplantae, Streptophyta, Magnoliopsida, Proteales, Proteaceae.
CUAUAAUUAUCAAUUCGCGCAAUACAUACCUUCUCAUCUCUCUCUCUGUCUCUCUCUCGAUCACGAUUCAGCUUCGGAAUCCUUCUCAGGAACCCUAUCUUGGAAAUUGAUUCAGAGGAAAACAUGGCGAACAUGCGAACCACGAUGGAGGUUGGGGGCGAUGGAGUGGCAGUCAUCAGGAUAUCUAAUCCUCCCGUUAAUGCGUUAGCUCCUCGAAUUCUCGCUGGUUUGAAGGAGAAAUACAUAGAAGCGAUGAAAAGAGAUGACGUUAAAGCUAUUGUUGUGACCGGUGAAGGUGGGAGAUUUUCUGGUGGUUUUGACAUCAGUGUUUUUCAGGCAAUCCACAAAGAUGGAGAUAUUUCACGGUUGCCUGAUGUGUCAGUUGAUCUUUUGAUCAAUACAAUUGAAGAUGCGAAAAAGCCUUCUGUUGCUGCUAUUGAAGGGCUUGCACUUGGAGGUGGCUUAGAGUUGGCAUUGGGAUGCCAUGCACGUAUUGCUGCUCCAAAAGCGCAACUUGGCUUGCCAGAGCUGACACUUGGAGUGAUUCCUGGUUUUGGAGGUACUCAACGUCUUCCGAGGCUUGUUGGGGUGUCAAAGGCUGUUGAAAUGAUGUUGUCAUCCAAACCGAUUACAUCUGAAGAAGGGAAGAAGCUAGGUCUUAUUGAUGCUGUUGUAUCUUCCGAAGAGUUGUUAAACGUAUCUCGACGCUGGGCUUUAGACAUUGCUGAAAGGGUCAAACCCUGGGUAUCUUCUCUUCGUAGGACGGACAGACUUGGUCCCCUAUCUGAGGCACGUGAGGUGAUAAGAAGAGCUCGACAGCAGGCAAGGCAAACUGCUCCCAAUAUGCCCCAGCAUCAAGCAUGCCUUGAUGUGAUAGAGGAGGGCGUUGUUUUCGGAGGAUAUUCUGGUGUUUUGAAGGAGGCAAAAGUCUUCAAUGAGUUGGUGUUAUCAAGCACUUCAAAAGGUCUUGUUCAUGUCUUCUUUUCCCAACGCACAACAUCUAAGGUACCUAAUGUUACUAAUGCUGGGCUCAAACCGAGGGAUAUUAAGAAAAUUGCUGUUAUUGGUGGAGGUCUGAUGGGUUCUGGCAUAGCAACAGCUUUUAUCCUGAGCAAUAUACCAGUCAUUCUCAAGGAAGUCAAUCCAGAGUACCUGCAGAAGGGGAUGAAAGCUGUAGAAGCAAAUCUCCAAGGUCUGGUGGCGAAAAGGACAAUGACAAGGGAUAAGGCUGAGAAAGCUCUCUCAAUUCUUAAAGGAGUAUUGGAUUACUCGGAAUUUAAAAACGUGGACAUGGUUAUAGAGGCUGUUAUUGAAAGCAUUCCUCUGAAACAAUCGAUAUUUAGUGAAAUUGAGGAGAUUUGUCAUCCUCGUUGCAUUUUGGCCACAAAUACUUCUACUAUUGAUCUCAAUAUAAUCGGAGAAAAGACCAGUUCUCAAGAUCGUAUUAUUGGUGCACAUUUUUUCAGUCCUGCUCAUGUAAUGCCACUCUUGGAAAUUGUUCGGACGGAGAAGACUUCUGCACAAGCAAUCCUUGACCUAAUGACAGUUGGCAAGUUAAUAAAGAAAGUCCCUGUGGUGGUAGGAAACUGCAUUGGCUUUGCAGUGAACCGAGCUUUCUUCCCAUACACUCAAGGAGCACAUCUCUUGGCAAACUUGGGCGUGGAUGUGUUUAGAAUUGACAGAGUGAUCAGCAAUUUCGGCAUGCCGAUGGGCCCUUUCCAGCUUCAGGACUUGGCUGGAUAUGGAGUUGCCUUAGCAACUGGGAAAGUACUUAUAACUGCCUACUCGGAUCGUUCAUUCAAAUCUCCAUUAGUUGAACUUCUGGUGAAAAAUGGGCGAAAUGGUAAAAACAAUGGAAAGGGAUAUUACAUAUAUGAAAAGGGCAGCAAGCCAAAACCUGAUCCUUCUGUGCUUCCAAUCAUUGAAGAGUCAAGAAGACUUACUAACGUUAUGCCUGGUGGAAAGCCUAUAUCCGUGACUGACCAAGAAAUCCUGGAGAUGGUACUCUUUCCCAUUGUGAAUGAGGCAUGCCGUAUUUUGGAUGAAGGAGUAGUUGUUCGAGCAUCAGAUCUUGAUGUUGCAUCUGUUCUUGGGAUGAGUUUUCCUGCUUAUCGUGGUGGUAUUGUAUUUUGGGCUGAUUCAAUUGGAUCUGAAUAUAUAUUCACAAGUCUCAAGAAGUGGUCAGAAGUGUAUGGCAGCUUCUUCAAACCAUCAAAGUUUCUGGAAGAAAGAGCAAGAAAGGGCAUGACCUUGAGAGCACCUGCUGAGACAUCUCAACCUUCGAGGUCACGCAUGUAGAGUCCUUUACUGGGAUGUUAUUUUUUUCCCAGGAGCAUAUAUGGUGGCAAUCAUCCCAUUCGAACAGUUUGAGAAAUUGAUAUGAGAAUCCAGUUAUGAACAUGGUUACAAAGUUGAUUAGGGAAUUAUUCAGAAGGCUUAAAUUUCAGAAUAAUUCGUUUUUUUAAUUUAAGAAUCCAAUAAAAAAGGGCUUAAAAUAAAAUUGGAUUCAAAUUGA